Molecule: messenger RNA, 1261 nt
Organism: Folsomia candida
Lineage: Eukaryota; Metazoa; Arthropoda; Collembola; Entomobryomorpha; Isotomidae
Exons: 3
Coding region: 202-1167 (321 amino acids)
Source: RefSeq, a predicted model, not a curated record
CAAUAUUGGUUUCAUAAUCCAAAAGUUUGCGAAUAAAGUACAUGUGCAAAUUACAUUAAGUUAAAGGUUGCAAAUAAUUAGGGUUGAGUUGAGACCAAGAAGUAAAUUUAAUUAAAAUUCAUACAUUUUCUAUAAAAGUGUUGCACCUCGAGGAGGGUGACAUCAUUGUGGUUAAUUAGUUCGUGGAGAUAAGUUUGUUGGAUGUAUAAGAAUUUUGGAAAAAUGAAGAGAAUUUCGGUAUUCCUUCUCGUCGUCGCCCUUCUUGCGACCUCCUUCGCUCAAGACGAAUCCAAAGAUGCUGCUGCAAAAGACGCUCCCAAAAAGUCAAAAACCCGCACCGCCAAACCCGGCGAGGACACGCGCGCUCUCGCCCUCUGGGAAAAACAUUGCUCCAACGGCCGCGAGGGCGGACCUGAUGGAGCCUUCACCAUAAAAUGCACGCACGACGUGCAGCCCGCCACCGACGGGGAAAACGAGCUCGUCUCCAAUAAUGGGACCCUCCUCGGAAAAAUCACCAUCAUGGAGACCUACCCCCUCGAAAUCGUCUUCGUCCAACCACCCCCUCCCGCCAAUGAGACGGAAGCCGCGGAUUCCGACGCGGACGAAGAGAACGGCGGGGCAAAGAAAGAAAUCAUCGUGCUCGUCGAGCCGAUCAAGAAUGGGACAAAUUUCGCCAACGGAACGACCGAGGCGCCACCAGUGGAAGAAGUCAAACCUGAAUUUAUCCUAGUUCCCGCGUCCAGCCUGCUAAAACCGGAAGGGGCCGAAGGUGGACCAUCCUCUACCACGACGACCACAACCCCAGCGCCAUCUGAGGGACGAAGUUCCCGGGACUUUUGGGCUUCUCUAGUUGGCCAACAGGAACAAGAGGAGGAGCCAAAAGAGAAGGUGGAGGAGGAGCCAGAAAAACUAGCGGAAAAGGGCGGGCAGCGAAAACCAAAAGCUUUUUGGCCAGGCGCAGGAAAAACUAAGGAGGAAGGAGAGGGUGAAGCGCCAUCUACCGGAAGUGAUGAUCCAGACCAUGUCGUACUUCCGCAUCAGGGAGAGAAAUCUAUCUCCGUUCCGGCCCCGGCGAGUGGAAGUUUGGGGUUUUUGAGAUCCUUUAAUCCUUCCGGGGGUAAGGCUGAAGCCAAAAAUAAGGAGGAUCCGAGCCCACCGAGGAGUUAGUUAGGUGGAGGGAAUUUUAAAAAUAUACGGGAAAAUUUAAAUAAAUGAUUUGAAAGUAUUUUAAUAAAAUACAUCAGUUUUAUUUUUUAUUGGG